Messenger RNA from Aphanomyces invadans, 2195 nucleotides. RefSeq lists its product as hypothetical. NCBI's taxonomy places the organism in Eukaryota, Oomycota, Saprolegniomycetes, Saprolegniales, Verrucalvaceae. Gene Ontology annotation, molecular function: protein binding. The coding region runs from base 81 to 1640 and encodes 519 amino acids. The transcript is spliced from 4 exons. The record is from RefSeq and is a predicted model, not a curated record.
GAAAGACCUCAUCGAACGACGCAAUGUUCGUUUCCUCGGCAAUUAGCGGCGAUUAAGACGACUAGCACCAUAUAAUCCAAAUGACGUCCGCGACGCAGCAAUCGACGCUUCGAGUGCUGACCGACCCAGGUCUCUACCUGCUCAUUAACGCCUAUAGCAAUGGUCUUGAGUUCAAGCACUGGACCAGCGCAGACCACGCAGCGUAUGCGGGUCACCUGUACAUCUUGCAGACUCGAAUGCGCGAAGGCCUCGAACUCGCUUGUACCACCAACGCCAUGGACUGGGCAGCGUGCAACGGUCACAUGGAGCUUCUCAAGUGGCUGCACAACCACCACGAUCGAGGAUGUACAUUUCGGGCGAUGGACUGGGCGGCAAACCACGGCCGACUGGAAGUAGUCCAGUGGUUGCAUGCGAAUCGUACGGAAGGGUGCAGUGCUGGUGCCGUGGAUAACGCUGCGUCUGGUGGGCAUCUCCAUGUGGUCGAGUGGUUGCUGACCAACAGAAGGGAGGGUUGCAGUGUCCACGCUAUGGACAGUGCGGCCCGACAUGGCCACGUCGAUAUGCUGGAGUACCUGCAUGAGCACACGUCGGAGGGAUGGACGAUCAUGGCGAUGAACGAAGCGGCGGGGUACGGCCACUUGGCUUGCGUGCAAUGGCUGCAUGAACACAAGGACGAGAACGCGGCUCUGUUCAAGGCCAGCGACAGCGAGUUCGACGAAAGUGCAGCAGCUUCGAAAGCAAGUGUCUUGGAGGACUUGUUUGGCGGGGAUGAUGCGUACGAAGAGGAGUUUGAUGAGACUGCGUUUGCGACCGAGUUGCCAUACAUCCCCGACCUGGAAUUUAUUGACGAAGACCAUUUCGACCGAGCACAUUUGGAUCACGACGUCGUGGAAGACAAGGUGAUGCUCGGGCCGCUCGAUAUUGCGGCGUCCAAGGGCCGGCUCGCGGUCGUUCAGUGGCUGCAUGCCACUGGGUACCCCUGCACUACCUACGCCAUGGACUCGGCGGUGGGAAACGGCUACUUGGAAACGUUCAAGUGGCUGGCAGCCCACCGCACAGAAGGAUGCUCGACAAUGGCCAUGGACGUUGCCGCCGAGAACGGCCACUUGGAAAUGGUGCAAUAUCUGCACGAAUUUCGUUCGGAAGGCUGCACGUACGACGCGAUGAACCAUGCGGCUCGCAAUGGUCAUUUGGAAGUUGUGAAGUUUCUACAUCAGUACCGACGAGAGGGUUGCACCACGGCCGCGAUCGAUGGCGCCGCAGAAAAUGGCCAUCUCGACGUUGUGGCAUGGCUGUUCCGCCAUCGAAACGAAGGAUGCACGACCGAAGCCAUGGACAAGGCUGCGUCCAAAGGUCACUUGGAUGUUGUGCGAUGGCUUCACUUUGACGCCCACCAGCACUGCACGACGUGUGCGAUGGACUAUGCUGCGGAAAACGGCCACCUCGACGUUGUUCAGUUCUUGCACGAGCAGCGCACGGAGGGGUGCACGACAGAAGCAAUGGAUGCGGCGGCAUUUCAAGGCCAUUUAAAUGUUGUCCAGUGGCUGCAUUUCCAUCGAUCAGAGGGUUGUACGGAGCAUGCGAUGGAUGGGGCGGCCGAAAGCGGGCAUCUUGACGUGGGUUUCGGUGCAUUUGUGUGAGAAAGCAAUGGCGGACUGAUGAAGUGGUAGGUGGUUGAGUGGCUGCACUGGAAUCGGUCCGAGGGGUGCACGACAGAGGCCAUGGAUCGGGCAGCGCGAAGUGGCCAUUUGAAAGUUGUGCAAUUUUUGCACAAACAUCGCCACGAAGGGUGCACUGUGAACGCAAUCGAUCGAGCUGCUGGCAACGGGUACUUGGACACCGUGCAGUGGCUUGUCGAGAAUCGGGACGAAGGGUUCACUGGCGCCGCCUACGAACAAGCCGAUGACUACGGGUACACCAACGUGAUUCAGUACCUCACGUCGCUGCAAGAGGCUGAGGAUGCACUCGAAGAUGAAGACUUCAUUCAUGUAGCGGGCUAAGGAUCCAUACACAUAUGUGCUGCGAGUGAAUCCUCGUGUGCAUGUUGGCCGGGACACCGAUUGGCAUGCAGUUAUCGAGGCAGUGAAGUAGCGCGGGUGGAACUACACAGUAACGUUAUUCCAGUGUUGCUCCUUUGAGACGGCUGAGGAUGGUGCUCGCUUCUUGCUGGUGUGCAGAAGGUGUGCUUAGCUUUA